Messenger RNA from Anopheles maculipalpis, 7702 nucleotides. It is a transcript of the gene Tor, whose product is annotated as serine/threonine-protein kinase Tor. Gene Ontology annotation, cellular component: TORC2 complex; nucleus; TORC1 complex. Gene Ontology annotation, biological process: TOR signaling; negative regulation of macroautophagy; protein phosphorylation. NCBI's taxonomy places the organism in Eukaryota, Metazoa, Arthropoda, Insecta, Diptera, Culicidae. Gene Ontology annotation, molecular function: protein binding; protein serine/threonine kinase activity; protein-containing complex binding. The transcript has 5 exons. The record is from RefSeq and is a predicted model, not a curated record. Bases 20 to 7669 code for a protein of 2549 amino acids.
CAGCAGAUAGCCAGGCAUCAUGUCGAUGGUGAAGGUGUUGCAAUUUGUGAACGGGCUCAAGUCCCGCAACAAGGAUGUGCAAAACAAAGCGAUCAAAGAUCUGUCGCUGUACGUCAAGACGGAGCUGCGCGAGACGCCGGACGAUCUGUUUUUUGAGGAUUUCAACCACCACAUCUUCGAGAUGCUCGCCAGCCCGGAUAACAACGAGAAGAAGGGAGGAAUAUUGGCCAUCGAUUGUCUUAUCAACGGUGACGUCGUUAAUACGACGAACAAAAUUUCCCGCUACUCCAACAAUCUGCGCAACCUGCUGCCCGUGAGCGAUGUUUGCGUGAUGGAGCUGGCGGCGAAGGUGCUGGUAAAGCUGGCCCUGCUACCCGGCUCAAACGGUGCCAGCUCAUUCGAGUUCGAUAUUAAGCGUGCCUUCGAGUGGCUGUCGGAGGAUCGGGUAGAAAACAAGCGGCAGGCGGCAGUGCUGGUGCUACGCGAACUAGCUGUUGCUAUGCCAACGUUUUUUUACCAGCAAGUGGGCAGCUUCUUCGAUCACAUAUUUGUCGCCAUAAAGGAUCCCAAAGCGGCCAUCAGGGAAGGGGCGGGCCAAUCACUGCGUGCCGUAUUGAUCGUGACGUCACAGCGCGAAGGAACCAAGCAAAACAACAACACCCAGUGGCACAUGAACUGUUACGAUCAGGCGUUCGAGUGUUUGCGUGACACGGUGGGACGCGAGAAGAAUUUAAAUCGAGACGAUCGUGUGCAUGGUGCGUUGAUCGUGUUUAACGAAAUUCUUCGCUGCUCGCAUGCGGCGUGGGAGAAAAAGUAUGUACAGCUGGAUAGUUUGCAUGUGGAGCAGAAGCGCACGGUUCGGGGACAGCGUGAAGACGAAGCGGCACGUGGUUUCUUUCCACGUAUCCGUGUGCCUUUUAUGGAAAAACUCGGAACCAGUUCGGGGCAUGGGUCGGUUAGUUAUAGCUCACGCUAUUACGAUGUUGUGACGGAUUUAAAGUUUUUCCGCCAGACCAGUAGUGUACAGGAGUCGGCACUGUAUCGUGCGUUGGUGAAGGAAAAAUAUGACACCAUCUGUCAGGCGGUGCUUGAUCAGCGUAGUUCGAAAUCACCCUACGUCAUCCAAACACUAUUGGCCAUCUUCCCUCGGCUGGCCGCAUUCAAUCGAGAGGAGUUCGUGAGACUGCAUCUUCGUACGGUGGCAAACUAUCUGCUGACGCUGCUGCGCAGCAAAGAAAAGGAACGAAAUGCUGCCUUUAUAUCGCUCGGGUAUAUUGCCGUUGCGGUGGAGAAGGAAAUCGAACCGUACACGAAGCGCAUUAUGGAGCUGAUUGGAACCGCACUGCCACCGAAGGAUACACCGAGCAAGCGGAAAACCCCUGUAGAUCCGUCAGUAUUUAUGUGCGUUAUGUUGCUAGGACACGCGCUGAAGGGUGGUAUUACCCAUGAAGUGAAGGAAAUCAUAGCACCCAUGCUGUCGACGGGCCUCAGCCCGGCACUGAUCGUUUGUCUACGGGAACUGUGCGAGACAGUACCGCAAGCGCAGCCCGAAAUAACGGCCGGUCUGUUGAAGAUACUGUCGUAUGUGCUGAUGAACCGGCCGCUACCCCAAUUUAUCGUACCGAAGUCCCAUUCGGUUGCGUCGCCCGCGUUCCUAAGUACGCUCGAGCAGCAACAUCAGUCGCAACCUCAACAGCAGCAGCAACAAGUUCACGAUACUGCAACGAUCGUGCUAGCACUUCAAACGUUAGGAACGUUCAGCUUCGAAGGAUGCAGUCUGCUUCAGUUUGUACAGCGUUGUGCGGAUCAUUUUCUGAACAGCGAGCAGCAAGAGAUCCGCAUCGAGGCAGUCCACACGUGCACGCUGCUGUUAAAGCUGGCACUGCAGGCAGCCGACAGCAAUGGGAAUGACGUGUCCGAAACGCUAACGCAAACGCUCAGCUCGGUGUUGGAGAAAAUUCUGGUCGUUGGCAUCACGGACGUGGAUCCUGCUGUGCGGCGGCGAGUGUUGAAAUCACUGGACGAAAGCUUCGACACACAACUGGCCCAACCGUGGUUCCUCAGUUCGCUGCUGGUUACCAUCCACGAUGAGGUGUUUGAAAUACGCGAACUCGCGAUCAUCAUAAUUGGUCGGCUGGCGACGAUAAACCCUGCCUACGUAAUGCCAAGUCUACGCAAAACGAUGGUCCAGCUGUUGACGGAGCUGGAACACUCGGGCGUCAGUCGCAACAAGGAGCAGAGUGCGAGGAUGCUGGAUCAUCUGAUUGUUAGUACACCCAGGUUGGUGGCGUCGUACAUGCGCCCGAUACUGACAAUACUGGUGCCAAAGCUAAAGGAACCCGAUCAGAACCCGAGCGUGGUGUUGAACGUGCUGCGCGCUAUCGGCGAUCUUGCCGAAGUGAUCGGUGGUCAUCAUGUACUGAAGAAGUGGUCGGAUGAACUGUUGCAGCUGCUGCUCGACAUGCUGAGUGAUGCGGGCUCGACGGAGAAGCGUGCCGUUGCGCUGUGGACGUUUGGGCAGCUUGUCAGUGCCACGGGGCAGGUGGUUGUGCCGUACAAUAAGUACCCGAAUUUGAUAGACAUAUUGAUAAACUUCCUGAAAACCGAACAGCAGCUGUACGUUCGUCGGGAAACGAUUCGCGUGCUCGGAUUGCUUGGCGCGCUCGAUCCGUACAAGCACAAGAUGAACCGGGGUCUGAUCGAUAGUCAGACGAGCGCCAACAUUCUUAUCUCUGUCGACACGAAAAGCGACGAACCGACGGACCUUUCCACGUCGGAAAUGUUGAUCAACAUGAGCACGCAGCUGGACGAAUACUAUCCGGCGGUGGUAAUAUCGACGCUGAUGAAAAUUCUUCGCGACCCAACACUAUCCAAUCAUCAUCUGAGCGUUGUGCAGGCUAUUACGUUCACGUUUACCAGUCUCGGUAUAAAGGGUGUACCGUAUCUGUCGCAGGUGUUGCCCUGUCUGUUGCGGAACAUCGUUACAGCCGAGAUGAGCCUUAAGGAGUACCUGUUUCAGCAGCUGUCAACGUUAAUAUCGAUCGUGAAGCAGCACAUUAUUGGUUUCAUGGACGAUAUUUUCGAGCUGAUCAAGACGUUCUGGACCACCGGCGGCAAUCAGGGUGGUGGAGGUGGUGGAGGGGGUGGUGGCGGAACAACAUCAUCCACGACUUCAACAGCCUCAUUGCAGCCGACCAUCAUAAAUCUGGUAGAAAAAAUCGCCAUCGCGCUUGGAUGUGAGUUUAAGGUGUAUCUACCUCAGUUGAUGCCGCAAAUAUUGCGUGUUCUGCUGCACGAUACUUCGAAAGAUCGAGCCGUUACGGUAAAGCUGCUGGGUGCGAUGCGCAACUUUGGCAACAAUCUGGACGACUAUCUGCAUCUGAUUAUACCGGCGAUUGUGAAGUUGUUCGAGCCGAUGGAUAUACCGCUAAACGUUUCGAUUACUGCCCUGCAAACGAUCAACUACCUGGCGGAGGUGUUGGAUUUUACCGACUUUUCUUCACGCAUCGUACAUCCGUUGGUGCGCGUUUUGGACAAUUAUCCGGAGCUGCGACCGGUAGCGCUGACGACACUCUGCUCGAUAAUGAUUCAACUGGGACGCAAAUAUUUGGUGUUUGUACCGCUCGUGAAUCGGGUUAUGAUUAAGCACAAGAUCCCUUCGGUUGAGUAUACGAAGUUGUUGACCAAGCUGCAGAACAACAGUACGCUUGCGAUGGACGACGAGUUCCGCAUACGGCAGGCGCGCAAUCGUAAUCGAGAGAUAUCGCUCCCGAGUGACAGCACGAUCAAAAAAUUCCCCGUGUCCAUGUCCGAUCUGGAGGCAAUGUUUAAGGCGAAUCGGCGCGUCUCGAAGGAUGAUUGGUUGGAGUGGUUACGGCGGCUUAGUAUCAUUUUGCUUAAAGAGUCAAAAAAUCCAGCCCUGCGAUCGUGCGCCACACUGGCCCAAAACUAUCCGCAGCUGUUGAAAGAUUUGUUCAAUGCAGCGUUUGUGUCCUGCUGGUCGGAUCUGUCGGAUAAGUUGAAACAAGAUCUCGCACACAGCCUUACCCAAGCGCUGACGGUGCAAGACCUGCCCGAAAUUACACAAACGGUACUGAAUUUGGCCGAAUUUAUGGAACACUGCGAAAGCUAUCCGCUGAAGAUCGAUUCCAAGAUUUUGGGCGAACGUGCGAUGGAAUGUCGUGCGUACGCAAAAGCACUUCACUAUAAAGAAGAAGAGUUCCACCAAACGGAGGAACACCAUCAGUCGCUGUUUGAGUCACUAAUCCUGAUCAACAAUAAGCUACAGCAGAAAGAGGCUGCCGAAGGUUUGUUGGAGUACGCCGGCCGACAUCGUUCCAGUGCCGAGGAGAUGAAGGUUCAGGUACGAUGGUACGAGAAGCUUCAUAGCUGGGAACAGGCACGGGCCCUUUACAAUGAGAAGCUAAAGUCGAAUCCGAACGAUUUAGAAUCGCGGUUGGGCGAAAUGCGUUGUCUGGAGGCGUUGGGUGAAUGGUCCGCACUGAACACGGUAACAACGGAAAAUUGGGAUACGCUUGGUUCGGAAGGACAGAGCAAGGCGGGCAGGCUGGCGGCAGCAGCUGCCUGGGGUUUGCAGGACUGGGAAGGUAUGCAUCGGUUCGUCCGAUGCAUUCCCGAGGACACGCAGGACGGUGCGUUCUAUCGGGCGGUGCUGGCGGUACACAACGAACAAUAUGAGCUGGCGCAAAGUUUGAUCGAUUCGACGCGCGAUCUGCUCGACACGGAACUGACCGCUAUGGCGGGAGAAUCGUACGAGCGAGCGUACGGUGCGAUGGUAUGCGUACAGAUGCUGGCCGAACUGGAGGAAGUGAUCCAGUACAAGCUGAUCCCGGAACGGCGCGAAACGAUCAAAUCGAUGUGGUGGGAUCGGUUGCUCGGUGGCCAGCGGCUCGUCGAGGAUUGGCAGCGUGUUAUACAGGUGCAUUCGCUGGUACUUUCGCCGAAGGAAGACAUUCGUACGUGGCUAAAGUUUGCCUCGCUUUGCCGAAAGAACGGUUCGUUAAAGCUGUCGGAAAAGACGCUCGUCAUGCUGCUCGAGUAUGACCCGAUGCAGAACCUGAGCGAAGCGCUUCCGAUCGAUAAACCGCACGUAACGUUCGCCUACACCAAACAUCUCCAUAUGGCCGGUUACACGAAGGAAGCGUACGAUCAUCUUAAUCGCUUUUUGGCUGCGUUCAGUCCGCAAGCAUUCACGGCAAGUAGCGGCGCCGGUGGACAGGAUGAUUUGAAGGACGAGAAUAGACGACUGUUGGCACGUUGCUUCCUCAAGCUGGGCCUGUGGCAGAAUAGUUCCACCAGUGGCAAUCUGCUCAAGGAGCAUCUGGUGAAUGGUAUUCUCAUGUGUUACAGUAGAGCUACAAAGCACGAUUCCAACUGGUAUAAGGCGUGGCACAAUUGGGCGUACAUGAACUUUGAAGUGGUGCAGGCAAAGAAGCAACAGGAAGAGUACACCAAAAAUCCGGGCAGUGCGGCCGAGCGCACGAUGAUCAAACAUUACGCCGUACCGGCCGUACGAGGCUUCUUCCAGUCGAUAAAUCUUUCGCAGGGCAAUUCCUUGCAGGAUACAUUACGGCUACUCACGCUCUGGUUCGAUCACGCCCAGUACGAGGAGGUGUACGAAGCGCUGGUUGAAGGGAUGCGUGUGAUCGAUAAGAAUACGUGGCUCCAGGUAAUACCGCAGCUGAUCGCACGUAUCGACACGCCGCGCAAUCUUGUCGGACAGCUAAUCAAUUAUCUGCUAACAGAAAUUGGUAAAACACACCCGCAAGCGCUCGUCUACCCGCUUACUGUGGCAUCAAAAUCGGCCCCGGCCACACGCAAACAAGCGGCACACAAAAUUCUAAACAACAUGUGUGAACAUUCAAACACGCUGGUCACUCAGGUGAUACUGAUCAGCGAAGAGUUGAUACGGGUGGCGAUUCUGUGGCACGAACAGUGGCACGAAGGGUUGGAAGAAGCAUCGCGGUUGUACUUCGGGGAGCACAAUGUAGAUGGGAUGUUUGCGACGCUGGAACCGCUGCACGCGAUGCUGCAGCGCGGGCCACAAACGUUGAAAGAAUCGUCCUUCAAUCAGGCUUACGGGCGUGAUUUGUCCGAGGCGCAGGAAUGGUGCAGGAAUUAUAAGGUUUCGAAGAACAUUCGUGAUUUAAAUCAAGCGUGGGAUCUUUACUACCACGUGUUCCGGCGCAUUUCCCGCCAACUGGUACAGCUUACCUCGCUGGAGCUGCAGUACGUUAGUCCGAAGCUGCUUGCCUGCCGAAACCUGGAGUUGGCAGUCCCUGGCAGCUAUACACCGGGCCAGCAACUCAUCUGUAUAGCAAGCAUCGAAACGAACCUUACGAUAAUCAGCUCGAAGCAGCGUCCAAGGAAGCUAUGCAUUCGUGGUUCGAAUGGCAAAAACUACAUGUUCCUGCUGAAAGGCCACGAAGAUUUGCGUCAAGACGAGCGCGUGAUGCAACUGUUCGGGCUGGUCAACACACUGCUACUGAACGAUCGGGACACGUUCCGGCGCAAUCUAACAAUACAACGGUAUGCUGUCAUACCGCUCAGCACCAACUCGGGUCUAAUCGGAUGGGUACCGCACUGUGACACACUUCACAAGCUAAUCCGCGAUUAUAGGGAUUCGAAGAAGAUGAUGCUAAACAUUGAGCAUCGGAUCAUGCUACGGAUGGCACCGGAUUACGACCAUUUGACGGUGAUGCAGAAAGUCGAAGUGUUUGAAUACGCGCUCGAUCAAACGAAGGGUGACGAUUUGGCGAAACUGCUCUGGCUGAAGAGUCCUUCCUCCGAGCAGUGGUUCGAUCGACGUACAAACUAUAUUCGAUCGUUGGCCGUUAUGUCAAUGGUGGGUUACAUCCUGGGACUUGGCGAUCGCCAUCCAUCGAACUUGAUGUUGGAUCGGUUGAGUGGAAAAAUUCUACAUAUUGAUUUCGGCGAUUGUUUCGAGGUGGCGAUGACGCGAGAAAAGUUUCCAGAGAAGAUUCCCUUCCGGCUGACGCGUAUGCUAAUUAAUGCGAUGGAGGUGACCGGAAUCGAAGGCACGUACCGGCGUACAUGCGAGAGUGUAAUGCACGUGUUGCGUCGCAACAAGGACAGCUUGAUGGCGGUACUGGAAGCGUUCGUGUACGAUCCGUUGCUUAACUGGCGUUUACUAGAUUCGGAUCGAUUGCGCCGCUCGAAGAAUGCGGGCGAUAUGGACAGUGUUACGGGAAGUAUGCACGACGACGAUUCGAUCCUGAGCUACAACGCCCGAAGAGACGCUCGAUUGAAUGAGCUAAAUGCCGGUAAUGGAGGCACAGCGAUACCGGUUGGGGGUGGUGGUGGUGGGCCUGGUCAGGCAUCGGCCAUUGUAAAUGUUCCUUCGGGCGGUGCCAAAGCCGCCAUUCCCGUGCCUUCUGGUGUUUCAGCUGCUGUACCUGCUGGAGGUGACGCACCGGAUGGGAACUAUCCGGCCCUGCAGAACCCAGUCGAUGUGACGAACAAGAAGGCCCGUGCGAUUGUGGACCGUGUGAAGGAUAAGCUGACCGGUAAAGAUUUCGGCAAAGCGGAACCAGUGGCCGUCAAUCGGCAGAUUGAUCUGUUGAUUCAGCAAGCAACGAGCAACGAAAAUCUCUGCCAGUGCUACAUCGGCUGGUGUCCAUUUUGGUAAACGGCUCAAGCCGUAAGUGUGUGUAUGUGUGUG